GGCUCCCAGCUGUAGGUCAGGGAUGGCCUCGCUGCUUCCUGGAUGUGGAGGAGACGAAGCCCGAUCCAGAGCUCAUGUUGGUCGUCAUGGCCUCGCUGGAUGGAAGCACGCCGACUGAGACGCUGCUGGCAGCCAUCCAUCUGGAGAGGUACCUGGACUCCUUCCGUAGAGCCGGUCUCCUAUUGGCUAGAGACUUCACACACCUGGAUCAUGACGCCUUGGUCAGCCUGGGAAUAACCGCCACCGGACACAGGAAGAGAAUCCUACGAUUGGUCAGUUACAUUCAGAGGACAGAAGCUCAAAGAGCCAAUCAGAAAGCAGACCUCCCACGUGACCGCUGUCAGUCGGUGACGGAGCGAGGUCACAGCGCCGUACCAGGACCCGAACACUUCGAGGCGUUAAGGAACAGCUCGGCGCCGAACCUCGCCGCCAUGCUGACCAACGCUGAGUCUAAGAGAACUGUGAUGAAGCCGGUUCCCAAACCCAGAACCGUCUUCAACCGCCGCCGGACCACACCGGUCCACUUCUGCCCCACCCCCGACCCUGCACCGCCGCUGCCCAGGAGGCUCUCCCAGGAGUCUGUUUCUGGAAUCUGUUUAACUGCUAUAGAGGGUCUAAGCUCAGGAGACACGCUGGCACCUGCCAACAGGUUGACCUCUGACCUCAACCAGAAGCCGGCCAACCGCAGAGCGAACCAGGACAAGCUGCGGGCGAGUCGCAGCUUGUCUCUAACGGACUCUGGUGGGUUGCUGCCUCCCGUUCCCCCGAGGCUGAACCGCGGAGUCUCUCCCGCCACAUUCCAGGGUUCCCCACCCUCUUCCUCUCCUUCUUCACCCAUACGGACAGACCAGAACCAGACACCUCCUGUGUCUUCAUUGACUUCCUCUCCCGGUAGUCUUGACAACGGGAGGCUCUCUGGUUCCUCUCCGUUGGGUUCACCCAGGGGAGGUGGGAUGGAGAUGGUCUCUAAUGAGAUCUACUGGGGCACUUUGCCUGGGUCUACUGCCCCCAGUGGAGGGAGGAGUUACUGCAGCCAGCAGUCAGCUCCUCCCACUCCUCCAAGACAAACUCCUCACAGGAACCUGGAGAGGAACAGUGGCAGCACUUUAAGUAACAACUCUUCAGGUUCAGCCAGAGCUUCCACAGACGACCCCGAGGAGGAGAUCAGCCCUUACUGUGAAACUGUUUUCCAAUCCAGAAGGCCUCCUCAGAUCUGUGAGAGUGAAAGAAACCGACUGGAAGGAACAAAGCGGGAGGACGAGAGACACCUAGAGGAUCAUGGGAGUCACAAGUUUUCCUGGACGAGGCGUUUGUCUCAGGCUCUUCACUCCGGAGACUCUCAGGGUUAUAGCACCGUCGGUGAAGCUCCACCCCCCCUGCGCAGCCUCACCUUGCCCCCCCACACCUUCCCUUCAGAAACUGACGAGGACCUGAUCAUCUCCCCCUACGCCAGCUACACCUCCCUGACCGAGAGAGCCCCGCCCAUCAUCAGCGGCUGGCUGGACAAGCUGUCACCGCAGGGGAACUAUGUUUUCCAGAAGCGCUACGUGAAGUUUGAUGGUAAAAACUUGAUGUACUUCGGCAGCGAGAAGGACAUCUACCCUAAAGGAGUCGUCCCAUUGGCUGCCAUUCAGAUGGCCCGCCCCGCCAAAGACAACAAGUUCGAAAUCGUGACGAGUCAUCGGAUCUUUGUGUUCAGGGCUGAUAAUGAAGUGCUGAGGCGGCGCUGGGUCUCCACGCUGCAGGAACACGUCAGAGAUCAGCUGGUGUUCGGUCGGCGGCGCUUCGGUCCCGGUUCUCACUGCCAGAAACACGGAGUCCUCGAGCUGAAAGGAACCAAAUCCAAAGUGUACGCGGCCAUCAACACGGAGCAGAUCUGGCUCUACAAGAGCGAACAGUGUUUUCGUAACGGGAUCGGCAUCACGCUGAUCGAAGCUCGCGGAUCGACGAUCAGAGAUGGAAAGCACAAGAGCUUCGACCUCAUCACGCCGUACAAAACCUUCAGCUUCACGGCCGAGUCGGACCGGGAGAAGCGGGACUGGAUGGAGGCGCUGCAGGAGUCCAUCGCGGAGACGCUGUCGGACUACGAGGUGGCCGAGAAGAUCUGGUCCAACCGCUCCAACAGGAUGUGUGCUGACUGCAAGGCCCUGAACCCCGACUGGGCCUCCAUCAACCUGUGUGUGGUCAUCUGCAAGAACUGUGCAGGGCAGCACAGAGGUCUGGGGACGAUGGUUUCUAAAGUUCAGAGUCUGAAACUGGACACGAGCGUUUGGAGCAACGAGAUCGUCCAGCUCUUCAUCAUGUUGGGGAACGACCGGGCCAACGACUUCUGGGCGGCUCGGAUGUCAGUGUCAGAGGAGAUGGAUUGUGAUGCGUCUGCUGAGCAGCGGCGAGAGUUCAUCACUCAGAAAUACAGAGAGGGGCGAUAUCGCCUCCCCCACCCUGCAUUCAACCACCAGGAGGAGCUGCUCAAGGUUCUGUGCUCGGCCGUCUCUGAACAGACUCUUCUGAAAACCGUCACUCAGAUUUUCUCGGAGGCAGAAACAGCUCGCCUCAACGACUCCAACGGCUGCCUACCGGAUCACCCGCUGGAUCACUGCACCGCAUCAGAUCCAGGUGUGUAUGAUGAGAUCAUGCAGUCCGUCCUGCACUCCGGUUAUCUCUACAAGUCCAACUGUGUCAACAGAGGAACACUGUCGAGAAAAACACGAGACGACUUCCAGAAGUUCUGGUGUUCUGUGGAUCAGUCUCUGCUGUUCUACGAGUCGGACCGAUCAGCUGAUCCCUGCAUGCAGAUCAGCGUUAAAGACAUCGUGUGUUUAGGAAUCAGCCGACCGGAUUCAUCCAAUAACAGCAACAACGGCUUCAUCGACAGGUUUCGUUACACGUUUGAAAUGUAUCUGACGUCAGAGAAACUUUAUCAGUUUGGUUUGGAGACGGCCGACGCUCUGCACAGCUGGACCAAAGCUAUCGGGAAGGCUGCGACGCCGCUCAGCUGUCACUGUCUGCUGACUCGGGAGUUUGAGCGUGUGGGUCUGCUGCGGUACCGAGCCAUGCUGGACCCUCAGCAGUGGAAGGAGGCUUACUUCGUCCUGCAGAAGUCCAACCUCUUCAUCUGUCCCCGACACGACGGCGCCGCCGAGGACAUCAUCAAUCUGAACCGCCUGCAGGAGCUCAGUAUUGUUGCCUCCGAGAGCGAGAACCACGAGAAGAAAGACAUCCUGGUUUUAGUGGAGAAGGGACGGACUCUGCACCUGCAGGGCGUCGGUCGGACAGACUUCUCUCUGUGGUACUCGGACAUCCAGCGAGCGGCCGGCGGGAAAGGAAACACUCUGAGGGAACAGCAGCUGAGCAGGAACGACAUCCCCAUCAUCGUGGACAGCUGCAUCGCCUUCAUCACACAAUACGGUCUGGGCCACGAGGGGAUCUACAGGAAGAACGGAGCCAAAUCCAGAAUCAAGCUGCUGAUGGAAGAGUUUCGUAAAGACGCUCGAAACGUCAAACUGCGGAUUGGAGACCACUUCAUCGAAGACGUGACGGACGUCCUGAAGAGGUUCUUCAGAGAGAUCGACGACCCGAUCUUCAUGGAAGACCUGCACCCGCUGUGGCAGGAGGCCGCCAAAAUCCCUCAGAAGAGUCAGAGGUUCGACCGCUACAAGGAGAUCAUCCGGAGUCUUCCUCGAGUCAACAGGACGACUCUGGCGGCUCUGAUCAGCCACCUGUACAGAGUGCAGAAGUGUGCCGGUCUGAACCAGAUGUGCACCAAGAACCUUUCCCUGCUGUUCGCUCCCAGUCUGUUCCAGACCGACGGGAAAGGAGAGCACGAGGUGAAGAUCGUGGAGGAUCUGAUAGACAACUACCUGUACGUCUUCGAUAUCGAUGAAGAGCAUCAGACUCAGAUCGAACUGGAAAUCAGUCUCAUCACCACCUGGAAGGACACGCAGCUGUCUCAGGCUGGUGAUCUGAUCAUCGAGGUUUAUCUGGAGAUGAAGAUACCAGACUGCUGCAUGACUCUCAAAGUGUCUCCCACCAUGUGUGCUGAGGAGCUGACCAAUCAGGUUCUUUACAUGAGGAACGUCCCGGCCGGAGAAAAAGACGUCUGGAUGACGUUUGAGGCCAUCGAGGACGGACAGCUGGAGCGUCCGUUACACCCUAAGGAGAAAGUCUUGGAGCAGGCGCUGCAGUGGUGCAAGAUGGCCGACCCGAGCUCAGCUUACCUGGUGGUGAAGAGAGUUCCUAAAGGAGAGGGCAUCAACAUCCUCACCUCCUAUAAGAGUGAGAUCAUGAAGAUCGGGCUGCUGAGGUGUCGUGAGGAACCUCCCAAACUGCUUCAGGGGAACAAGUUCCAGGAGAGAACGUUCCAGAUCAAAGAGCACAAGCUGCUGCUGCUCAAAGACAAGAAGAGCAUCAAACCAGAGAAGGAAUGGGCUCUGAAGUCCAUGAAGAUCUACAUCGGCAUCCGCAGGAAACUGAAAGCUCCGACCAGGUGGGGCUUCACUGUGAUAUCAGACAAACACCAGCUCUUCCUGUGCUGCUCCUGUGAAGCCGAGCUUUGGGAUUGGAUCACCAGCUUCCUCAAAGCUCAGAACGAUGACCCCGGUGCUCCGGUGCUGCGGCGACACUCCUCCUCAGACUUCUCCAAGCAGAAGUUCGGCACGAUGCCGCUCGUACCAAUCAGAGGAGACGAGAGCAACAACAGCAUGCUGUCGGCCAAUCAGACGCUGAGAAAACUACACGACAGACGAACUCUCUCCAUGUACUUUCCCAUGAAGGUCCAGCAGGACUCGUUUGAGGAGCGUUCAGAGUCUCUGGACCUCCCUGAGCCGCUCUACGAGGAGGUCGGUGACUUCGGCCUGCAGGUCCUCAAAUCUCUGGAGACCAGCUUCCUGUCCAGCAGCGCAGCAGAGACGCAGGAAGUCCCGCACCGCCUGCCGCUCAGACUCGUUCCUGUGGAAACCGCAGGGCCGGACCUCUCCGCGGUGCCCGACCCGGUGCGGAGCGUCGCCGGCUCCACGGACGCUCCGGAGCCGAGCGGAGCAGACGGAGCCGCGGACCCGGACACUGUGCAGCCGCCUGCAGCCACCAGGAGGCAGCAGAGAGUCUGCACUCCGUCACAGGAGCUGCUGCUGCUGGAGCUGUCCUCUGCUUUCAACAAGAAGACUGAGGAGGAAGAGGAGGAGGAGGAGGAAGAGGAGGAGAGGCCGUAUGAUGUCUGAGACGUUUUAUCACAGCAGAGUAAAAUCAGUUUGUUCUGGAGUCAGGAGGAAAGUCUGCAUCUCAUUUAUUACACAUUAGAUUUAGAUUCAUGAUUAAAAAGCUGAUCAGCUGAUCUCAGCUUAUUCUUACAUGGAGAAUAUUUCUAAAUGAUCAAUAACAAAUAAUUACUAUCAGGACCAAAGAGAGUAAAACACAACAUUAAUAAACAGGAUGAGA
Molecule: messenger RNA, 5433 nt
Organism: Scomber japonicus (chub mackerel)
Lineage: Eukaryota; Metazoa; Chordata; Actinopteri; Scombriformes; Scombridae
Gene: arap3
Product: ArfGAP with RhoGAP domain, ankyrin repeat and PH domain 3
Exons: 34
Coding region: 75-5216 (1713 amino acids)
Biological process (GO): positive regulation of GTPase activity; signal transduction
Molecular function (GO): protein binding; GTPase activator activity; phosphatidylinositol-3,4,5-trisphosphate binding
Source: RefSeq, a predicted model, not a curated record